This is a messenger RNA of Drosophila subpulchrella, 999 nucleotides long. RefSeq lists its product as uncharacterized. The record is from RefSeq and is a predicted model, not a curated record. Lineage: Eukaryota; Metazoa; Arthropoda; Insecta; Diptera; Drosophilidae. The coding region runs from base 155 to 865 and encodes 236 amino acids. The transcript has a single exon.
AACCCAUCGAUGUUUAAGUGUGGUCGCAUUUCAACGAUUUCUUGUGGUUGAAAACAAAUAAGUAAAUGAUAUUAAUAAAAUUAUAUUUAAGUCACAUGGGCAGCGGAACAUAGUCACCGCCGCGGGAGACAAGUCUCGGAACAGGAUAAAAGCCAUGGUGAACAGCAGGAGUCAUCCGGCGGAUAAUGGUCCUGGUCCGGGGUCUAGUGGUGGAUCCUCCCGCCUGGCCCUGUGCCUCAUCCACUUCGUGCUGGCCAUCAUCUCCGGCUGGGGACUGAAGCGGAGCACCGGCCGCCAGGCAAUGGCCGCCUUUGGCAUCUAUUUUGGCCACAGCCUGCUCUGCCUGCUGCGGCACACGCAUCCCAAUCCGGGUGCAGUGCAGCGUCUGUUGUGCGACAAGUCGAGGCGAUACUCCUGCGUCCUGUUUGUCACCCUGGUGGUGGGCGAGCUGCAGACCGUGAAUCCGGCCACCCGAAUGGGUGACUUCUUUGGCGCCGACUGGGAGCGCCUGGCCUUUGGACUCUGGAGCUGCGUCCUGGCCCUGGCUGUGACCAGUUUGUGGUUCGGUGGAAGCGGUGGUGGCAAUCGCAGUUCGCUGGGCGCCACCUUUAUCAAGCUGGAUGCCGCCCAAUUGGGCCUCUGUGUGCUGUGGAACGUGCAAUGUUUGUGGCGCAUCGCCAUGGUCGAUGAGCACUGGUGGUCACUGGGCCUGGCGCUGCUCGUCCUGCUCAACCACUGCAUCCUGUGGCGACUGCCGCUGCACUACAACAUCACCCAGCUGGAGGUGGCCACCGUGGGAAUGUGCUUCAGCACCAUCUUUGCCCUGAACGCCAUCCAGGAGCAACUGGACGCAGUGGCGAGCUGAGGACAGCUGGUCGGGCUACCGGGCCUGGAGCCUUCGUUAGCCAGUUAUUAAGCUCUCAUUUACUUUCUUUUAACUAUUAGUUGUAAGUUGUUGAACAAUUCUUUUGUAUAAUAAACCAAUUUUCAUGAUCUAAA